UACUAUAUAACAAAUAAUUUGAGUGCAAUGACGGGUGAAGAUGCCAGGUUCGCCCAUCUCAAGAAGGACCCGAGGUUUAAGAAGGUCGGUAAAGACAAACGGAAGGUUAAGAUAGAUAACCGCUUCAAGCACAUGUUUACUGCACCUGAGUUCUCCUCUGUUGAUUUCUUGGAUAAGAGAGGGAGGAAGGAGAAACGGGUUACCAAAGAGAAGCUCGAGAAGUUCUAUGAGAUGUCAUCUGAGGAAGAGAGCGAGGAAGAGGAGAACGAGGAGAAUGAUGAAACUUCGCUAGCAGAGGAAAGCGAUGAAAUUUCACGCGCAGACGAACUAAUCACUAAUUUAAAGAAGAUCGCCAACGAUACUCCUAAAGAACUUCCAUUAAAUCCUGAGGACGACUCUGAGUCUGAAGCUGAAGGGCCUGACGAAGAAGAAGAACCAUCAGACUCCUCCGAUGGUGAGUCCUCUGAUGAGGACGAGGUUUCUGCAGAGGCAGCUGUUGAUGCCUGGGACUCUGUUAACACCUGUACUGAAACUACAUCUGAUUCUACCAGCAGAGUUUCAAUCUGUAAUCUGAACUGGGACAGAAUGAACGCAACUGAUAUCUUUGUGCUCUGUCACAGUUCCCUAAAUGAGAAAUCUGGCACAAUAAAACAAGUGGAAGUGUUUCCGUCCCAGUACGGUAAAACCCAACUUGCAAAGGAGUUGGAGAGGGGUCCUGAUUUAGGAGACGCUGCUGAUGAUGAUCAUGAUGAGGGGAAGGAGUACUCCACUGAAGCUCUCAGGAAAUACCAGAUCGAACGUUUGAAGUAUUACUACGCGAUAGUCACGUGUGACUGUGUGAGAACGGCGGAUAUUCUCUACUCUGAACUGGAUGGAGUGGAGUAUCAGCUCAGUUCAUCUACGUUAGACCUGAGGUUCGUGCCGGAUGAUAUGGAGUUUGAAGAUGAUCCCCCAAUUUCCGCGUGUUCUUCCAUGCCGGACAUGAUCACCUACAAACCACCGACCUUCAUCACCACUGCCUUGCAGAACAGCUCAGUAAAGCUGACCUGGGACGAGACCCCACAGUCCAGACUAGAACUGACCACCAAGAAGUUCUCUGCUGCUGAUCUUGAAACUGUUGACUUCUCUGCUUACAUUGCUUCUUCUGAGAGUGAGAGUGAUGGGGAGGAUGCAGGAGGUCCCAGUUUGGAGAAGUACAAAGCCCUGCUGGCUGGAGCAGAGGAGGAGGAGGAGGACCAGGUGGACCAGGAGAUGGAGAUCACCUGGACUACUGGACUUGAAGAUAACGAGGAGGUAGUAGAUGAAGCUGAUAAGAACGAAGAACGGCAGGAAAAUUCAACUUUCUAUGCUCCAGAUGACAAAGAUGAUUUCUUUGCUACCGAUACUGUGAUCGACCAUCCUAAAAAGAAGAAGAAGAAGAAGAAAAAGAAGAAGGGAGAAGAGAAAGAAUUGACGAAAGAAGAAUCCGAGCUGGCCUUGCUUAUGGAGAGCGAAAAAGACGAAAAGAAACAUUUCAACAUGAAGAAAAUAGUAAAAUCAAACAAAGAGGACAACUUCAAAGUUGACAUAGAGGACGACAGAUUUUCAGCGUUCAAAACCUCCCAUCACUUUGCUAUUGACCCCUCUGCCCCGGAAUAUAAAGCUACUUCCGAGACUCAGAAACUGAGGGCUGCUCAAGCUGCUGCCAUGACAACGACGAUAGUGUCACGUGAGGAAAUUAGUGGUGAUGUUGAGAGUAAUGUUAUUGAUAAGAUCAAAAGUAGGACAGCGCAAUUUCAGAGUAAGAAAGAGAAUUCUAAACUUUAUAAAACUAAAAAUAGAGGAAUUAUACCGGAGGAGGUGCAGAAUGUUUCGCCGAAUGAAAAUUCAGAUAACAAUAUAAAGAUAAAAAAGAAGAAGAAGAAAUUGCCAGAGGAUUUUUCUUCUGAUUUGAAGUCAGACGUAAGCUCGAAUGUUAAGCGGAAAAAGAAACGGGUUUUAGAGGAGGUCCCUUCAGAAAUUACUUCCGAUGAUACACAAAUUCCAAAAAAGAAGAAGAAGAAGAGAAGAGAAGAGAACCAAUCUGAAGAAAAGCCUAAGAAGCACAAGAAAAGGAGAGCUGAAUCAUGAUAUUAUUAAUUAUAGCCUUUUUAAAGACUUAGGCUACUGAAUUAUAUAAUCAUGGUUGUAUGAAAGUACCGGCAACACCUGGUUGCUUUUAUAUUUUGUCACUUUCUGCUUAAACUUAAUUUAUUAAUUUUAAUUACCUCUGACAAAUAACAUUUUAGUUUUUAACUUGGG
Bolinopsis microptera is the source of this 2280-nucleotide messenger RNA. RefSeq lists its product as uncharacterized. Gene Ontology annotation, cellular component: nucleus. Gene Ontology annotation, molecular function: RNA binding. The record is from RefSeq and is a predicted model, not a curated record. Gene Ontology annotation, biological process: rRNA processing. Lineage: Eukaryota; Metazoa; Ctenophora; Tentaculata; Lobata; Bolinopsidae. The transcript has 10 exons. Bases 28 to 2109 code for a protein of 693 amino acids.